AUGCGUACAAUUCGAGGGUUACAGAUAACAUCGCUUGUUGUCCUGUCUCCUGUACUGCUCAUUAUGAUUUCACUCAUUUCUAUGCUUGUGAUAUCCAUUUAUUCACAUGUAAAUAGUUGGCUCUUUCAAACUGCUGCAACAACAACAACGACAGCUAUAAUUCCUCAUGUAUUACAACAACAACAACAACAACAACAAUUGCUUGCAAUUAGAAAUGUAUCGUCAGAUAUUUCAAUUCCAUAUCAACGCAAUCUCAACACGAACAAACAAUUCAAAAAAAUUCGACUGUUUUCUCGAUUACGGCAAUCACCAAUGACAUGGACCAUUUUAUCAAUCGCAUAUGCAGUUUAUAUUAUAUUGAAGAAAAAGAGAAAUACGAUCAAGCAAAAGGAUGUCCCAGACUCGAACAGCUCACCACAACUGAUUGAACCUGCAAAACCGCUGAAGAAAAGAUCGUCCAAAAGACGAAAGACCAAAAAAGUAACAUCUGCAAUCAAUGAACCAAGACACAGGCCCCGAUCCAUUCAAGUAGCAUCUUCUCCUUCGACACCACCAGCAACAGCGACUAUUGUAAAUAAAUCAGCGGCAGAAGAGAAGCAAGAAGCCGAAGUUGGCCAUUGGAUAAGCGUUUCUAGUGCAAAGAAGAAUCAACCAAAGAAAAAAGAAUCAAAUGUAAAUACUGACCCUGCAACUACUACCCACUUUUUUCCUUCUCCAACAUUCUCUUGUACAUCAUCCACCAACGAAAAUGUCAAAUCUGUACAACAGCCAUUGAACUUGUAUUCUCUUGAGCCUACACCUGUCCAUAGUGAGGAUGAAGGCGAUGGAUUGAUAGCAAAAGAGACAGCAAAGAAGAAUUGGUACUCUCCGUUUUCAACAGGCUUAGAUUUGGACAUCAUACCUAAACGAAAUCAAGCUGACCCUCUAUGCCUAUACAAAGUCGAUUUCAAUUACAAUACUAACAUACCCAACAAACGACCUUUCCGUUCCUUUAUUUCAAGCUUUCGACCUCCAUUGUCCAAGAUAGAAUUGCUCGAAAACCAUCCAUUCAUUCCCUCUGCAAAUACUAAAAACCAUCGCAAUGCUUUUGGCCCCAUUGGUCAUAAAGUGUCUGCUUGA
Messenger RNA from Mucor velutinosus, 1119 nucleotides. It is a transcript of the gene atp12, whose product is annotated as ATP synthase mitochondrial F1 complex assembly factor 2. The coding region runs from base 1 to 1119 and encodes 372 amino acids. The transcript has 2 exons. Lineage: Eukaryota; Fungi; Mucoromycota; Mucoromycetes; Mucorales; Mucoraceae. The record is from RefSeq and is a predicted model, not a curated record.